UGAGACGCAAGGAGGAGGAGGGAGGAAGAGGAGGGAAAGCCUUCAUCGCUCUCACUUGGCCAUGACAACCUUCACGCCGGCAUCUUCAUCUCCAUCCUCAUCAUCUCUGCGAGCGGCCAAAGCCGGAUCGGAACCGGCUGGAGUUUAAAAACCUGGAUCACUGGACCAUUUUUACGCCAUUUUUACGCGCGCCGAGUCGCCUGUGAUGUGCCUCCGCACGCCAAGUUCUCUUGCCUGACUCCGGAGAUCGAACCAUGGGGCGCGGACCGACCGUGUUGGUUAUGUGCUUCAGUCCAGGAAGCCGGCUCAAGGAGAACUGGCUUCUGAAUAACUGAGGAAAAACUUCAAAGGAGCCCUCUCACCUGUCCACUUAGCACGGGGAUCUGAUAUUGCUAUCUUCGGCCGGGAGCUUAGAUCUCAUCCAUUGUCGACCUUUGAGCUGCUCGGGAAGGAGAAACACGGAUAUUUCCAUGACCAUGAUAUGCGGACGAUAAUAUCCAGCAGAUACAAUUUACAAAACUAAUCAAAUGGUUCUGACACCCUAAGGACUUCUAUCCUAUUGCCUGCUGGUGCUUUCUGUGAUCCUCCACAAUGAAUCCAAGCAGCUUCUUUUGGCAAGCGGUCCUGCUGCUGAGUACUGUCCUGGGCCAGAGUGCGGGAUUAGAGUUUACCGGCUCCGAGGGUCAGUGGGCUCGGUACCUGCGCUGGGACGCCAGCACCAGAAGCGACCUGACCUUUCAGUUCAAGACAUCCCAGUCCGAAGGCCUCGUCAUGUACUUCGACGACGGCGGAUACUGCGACUUCCUGCUCCUCACCUUGACCAGGGGGAGGAUGCAGCUUCUCUUCAGCAUCGACUGCGCCGAGACCACCAUCAUGUCCGACAAGAUGGUCAACGACAGCCGUUGGCAUUUCGCGGCCAUCAACAGGCAUAACUUGCGGACCGGCUUGGCGGUGGACGGCCUGACCAAGACGGCGGAGGUGCGUCCUCAGAGGCAGUUCAUGAAGAUCGUCAGUGACCUUUUCCUGGGGGGGCUGCCGGGGGACAUACGCACAUCCGCCAUCACGCUGCCCUCCGUCCGCGAGCUUCCGCCGUUCCAGGGGAUCAUCACGGACCUCAGCUACGGGAGUAAGCUGCCCACACUCAUCAACAGUCAGAAAGUGCGCUUGGAAAUGUUGGGCCUUUGCACCGAGAACCCGUGUGAGAACGGCGGGAUCUGCUCACUGGCAGACGGAGAAACCUAUUGUGACUGCUCCAGAACUGGAUUUGUAGGGCGACACUGCACUGAAGCAGUCCACAGAACACCAGGCUUCGCACACCUGAAGGCAGAGCAAGCUAGGGAGGAGAACGUGGCCACCUUCCGCGGCUCCGAGUACUUCUGCUACGACCUGUCGCAGAACCCCAUCCAGAGCAGCAGCGACGAGAUCACGCUCUCCUUCAAGACGUGGCAGCGCAACGGCCUGCUGCUGCACACGGGCAAGUCGGCGGACUACGUCAACCUGGCGCUCAAAGACGGCGCCGUCUCGCUCGUCAUCAACCUGGGCUCCGGGGCCUUCGAGGCCAUUGUGGAGCCCGUCAACGGGAAGUUCAACGACAACGCCUGGCACGACAUCAAAGUGACGCGCAACCUGAGACAGCAAUCAGGCAUUGGACACGCUAUGGUGACCAUAUCCGUGGAUGGGAUCCUCACCACCACGGGCUACACCCAGGAAGACUACACCAUGCUGGGCUCGGAUGACUUCUUCUAUGUGGGCGGGAGCCCCAGCACCGCGGACCUUCCUGGAUCUCCCGUCAGCAACAAUUUCAUGGGCUGCCUCAAGGAGGUGGUGUACAAAAACAACGAUAUCCGCCUGGAGCUUUCCCGCCUGGCCCGGAUCGUGGACCCGAAGAUGAAACUGCAAGGCGACGUGGUCUUUAAGUGCGAAAACGUUCCCACCUUGGACCCCAUCAACUUCGAGACCCCGGACUCCUACCUGGCUCUGCCAAAGUGGAACACCAAACGGGUGGGCUCCAUCUCCUUCGACUUCCGAACUUCGGAGCCCGACGGCUUGAUCCUUUUCACCCACGGGAAGCCGCAGGAGCGCCGCGACGCCAAGUCCCAGAAGACGAAGAAGGUGGACUUCUUUGCCGUGGAGCUUCUGGACGGAGUGCUGUACUUGGUGCUGGACAUGGGCUCUGGAACCAUCAAGGUCAAAGCCACGCAGGCGAAGGUCAACGAAGGCAGCUGGCACCAUGUGGACAUCCAGAGAGACGGCCGCUCAGGCAUCAUCUCCGUAAACAGCCGCCGGACACCUUUCACGGCCAGUGGAGAAAAUGAGAUCCUAGACCUGGAGGGGGAUCUUUAUCUCGGCGGCCUUCCCGACAACCGCGCGGGCCUGGUGCUCCCCACCGAGCUGUGGACCGCCAUGCUGAACUACGGCUACGUGGGCUGCAUCAGGGACCUCUUCAUCGACGGCCGCAGCAAGGACAUCCGGCAGAUCGCCGCGUCCCAGAACGCGACCGCUAUCAAGUCGUCUUGCGGGAAGGUGACGGGGAAACAGUGCGACAGCAAUCCCUGCAAGAACAGCGGCGUGUGCAAGGAGGGAUGGAACCGCUUCAUCUGUGACUGUGCAGGAACAGGAUUCUGGGACAGUACCUGCGACAGAGAGGCGUCCAUCCUGUCGUACGACGGCAGCAUGUACAUGAAGGUGCUGAUCCCCGACGUGGUGCACACGGAGGCCGAGGACGUGUCUCUGCGCUUCAUGUCCCAGAGGGCGUUCGGCCUGCUCAUGGCCGCCACGUCGCGCGAGUCCGCCGACACGCUGAGGCUGGAGCUGGACAGCGGCAGGGUCAAACUGACGGUCAACCUAGACUGUGUCAGGAUAAACUGUAACACCAGCAAGGGUCCUGAGGUUCUUUAUGCCGGACAAAAGCUCAACGACAAUGACUGGCACUCGGUGCGAGUGGUCCGCCGUGGUAAAAACCUCAAACUCCUUGUGGAUGACGACAUGUCGGAAGGUCAAAUGGCGGGCGACCACACCCGGUUGGAGUUCAACAACGUGGAGACGGGCAUCUUGACCGAGAGACGCUUUGUGUCGUCUGCACCCUCCUCGUUUAUUGGACAUCUUCAGAGCCUCAAGUUCAACGGCAUGCAGUACAUCGACAUGUGCAAGAACGGGGACAUCGACUUCUGCGAGCUCAACGCCCGUUUUGGCAUGCGCUUCAUCGUCGCCGACCCCGUGACCUUCAAGACCAAGGGCAGCUACCUGGGCUUGGCCACCCUGCAGGCGUACACCACGAUGCACCUCUUCUUCCAGUUUAAAACCACCUCGCCCGACGGCUUCGUCCUCUUCAACAGCGGCGACGGCAGCGACUUCAUCGCCGUGGAGCUGGUCAAAGGGUUCAUCCACUACGUGUUUGAUCUGGGGAACGGGCCGAGUCUUCUGAAGGGGAACAGCGACAACCCGCUCAACGACAACCAGUGGCACAAUGUGGUGAUCACGCGAGACGCUGCCAACACUCACACCCUCAAAGUGGACUCCAAGUCUGUCACCCAGAAUGUCAACGGGGCCAAGAACCUGGAUUUGAAAGGAGAUCUGUUCGUCGGAGGUCUGGGACCCAACAUGUACCAGAACCUGCCCAAGCUAGUGGUUUCUCGCGAAGGCUUCCAGGGAUGCUUGGCCUCGGUUGACCUCAACGGCCGUCUGCCAGACCUCAUCAGCGAUGCCCUUUUCCGCAGCGGGCAGAUCGAGCGCGGCUGCGAAGUUGGUUUCACCAAAGCCGACCUGCAAGGCCCCAGCACCACCUGCCAGGAGGACUCCUGCGCCAACAUGGGCGUGUGCAUGCAGCAGUGGGAGAACUUCACCUGCGACUGCUCCAUGACGUCCUAUUCUGGGACUCAUUGCAACGACCCUGGCACCACCUACAUCUUCGGUAAAGGAGGGGGUCUGAUCACGUACACCUGGCCCAAUAACGAAAGGCCCAGCACUCGGACCGACCGGCUGGCGGUGGGCUUCAGCACCACCAUCAAGGACGGCAUCCUGGUCCGCAUUGACAGCGCUCCGCGCCUGGGAGACUACAUCAUGCUCCACAUCGACCAAGGAAAAGUUGGUGUUACCUUCAACAUUGGGACGGUGGACAUCAGUGUCAAGGAGUUGACAACAUCCAUAAACGACGGCAAAUACCAUUUGGUUCGAUUCACCAGGAACGGAGGCAACGCCACCUUACAGGUUGACAACUGGCCGGUCAAUGAGCACUUCCCCUCAGGCAACAGCGACAUUGAGCGCUAUCAAAUGGCCAAUAAGAAAAUCCCGUUCAAAUAUACCCGGCCAGUAGAAGAUUGGCUUCAGGAGAAAGGCCGGCAGCUGACCAUCUUCAACACCCAAGCGACCAUUUCCAUCGGCGGGAACGACCGGAAGCGGCCCUACCAGGGCCAGCUCUCGGGCCUCUACUACAACGGCCUCAAGGUGCUCAACAUGGCCGCCGAAGGCCACGUCAACAUCCGGGUGAACGGCAGCGUGCGGCUGGUGGGCGACGUGCCGGCCAGCAGGGGCGCCGCACGCACCACCACCUCCGUGCCCCCGGAGAUGUCCACCACCUUCAUCGAGACCACCACCACUCUGUCCACCACCACCACUCGCAAGCAGCGCUCGCCGCCGACCGUCCAGACGACAGACGACAUCGUUUCAUCGGCCGAGUGCUCCAGCGAUGAUGAGGACCUGGAGGAGUGCGACUCGGGACAUACAGGAGGGGAGCUAAUCGUCCCCAUUUUAAUGGAGGACCCCAUAGACACCCCUUCUGUGUCCACCCGUUCUUCUUUUAUGACCCCCCCCCCCACCCUCCACCCGCUCCUCACCAUUGUCGAGACCACCAAAGAACCCUCGGCCGCGGCCACCGAGGCGGGGGUGCCUUGCUUGUUGGACCGAGGCGGCGGUGAUUGUGAUGAUGAUGAUGAUGAUGAUGAUGGCAUGAUGAUUUCGGGGUUUGGCUCUGGCGAAGCGUUCGACUCUAGCCUGCCCCCGACUGACGACGAAGAUUUUUACACGCCCUUCUCCCUGGUGACAGAUAAGAUCUUGACCACGUCUACCUAUGAAGGCGGCUACAAAGCCCUCGCGCCCAAGUGGGAGGCCAAGGACUUGAGGCCUAGCAAAGCCUCCGAGGCAGGUAGGACUACGGCCGCCUUGCCCCUGCCCGACCCCCGGGGCACGCCGGCAGCGGCGCCUCCCAAGCUGCCCGCCGGGAAAAUGAACAACCGCGAGCUAAAACCCCCGCAGCCGGACGUCGUCCUGCUCCCCCUCCCCACGUCCUUCGACCUGGACGGCACCAAGCCGCGGGGUCCUUACGUCACCUCGCCCAUGCUGCGCACGGUGCCCGCCGCCUUACCCACGGUGCCCGGCGUGGUGCGGCGUGUACCGCCGGGGGCGUCGGAGGUCAUCCGGGAGUCGAGCAGCACCACGGGCAUGGUGGUGGGCAUCGUCUCGGCCGCCGCCCUCUGCAUCCUCAUCCUCCUCUACGCCAUGUACAAGUACAGGAACAGGGACGAGGGCUCCUACCAAGUGGACGAGACGCGCAACUACAUCAGCAACUCGGCGCAGACCAACGGCGCCGUGGUGAAGGACAAGACGCCCGGCACCGCCGCCGCCACCAAAGCCGGGGGCGCCGCCGCCGCCAACAAGAGACCGAAAGACAAGGACAAGGAGUACUAUGUAUAGAAGUGGUUUCCUUUUGGACAGUACCAUAUUGGCAACUGGGACUUCAAAAAAUACGAACUCAAGAAUUUCUGAGUCGGUGGAAAUUUCCACAAACACACAAAAAAAACUAACAAAAAAAAAAACCUCGGCUUGAAAAAGCUGACUUUUGUGGAGAGACAAUGUACUGAGACUCCACGAGGACCUUUGAAGGACACUUGAGACUUUGGACUGAGUGAACCACAACCACAGUCUCUGUCUGAGAUGUGUGUGUCUGAGCUGUGUGUGUGUCUGUGUGUCUGAGGUGUGUGUGUGUGAUUGGUGGGAGUCCUGCCGACCAUCCUUGUCCGUUGUAACCUGUAAAAAAAAAAAAACAAGCGCUGUCAUGGGGACUGCAUGUGAGGCGUACGUGACGCGGUGCCGGCGUCUGUCGGGGACAGACCUGAAAGGGACGACGUUUGGAUUACACACGUUUUUUUUCCCCUCCCACUUUCUAGUGUUUGUUUAUUCAAUUGUUUUCUAAAGAUGGCGGCACACAACACUGUGACUACCCGGCGAGAGGUUUUGUGUUUCACUCCCUCCUGUCCCGACCUUCCGAUCGGAAGGAUUCGUUACGAUUGACGGGCGUUUUGACCAUCAAACGCAUCUUCUCGAUUGGCGGAGAGUGACUGAAAAGAAGUCUGCACUUUUAUCCACAAUCUUGUUUUUAAUUGUGUGAAUUCUAAUAGGGGUGUCAAACUUUGGUCCCCUAACAAUGGGAUCUGAUUCCGAUUUCUGGGGCAAUUCAACAUGAUUCUUGAUUCCAAAUGGAUUCUCGCAAUAUAUUAUUUGGUAUAAUAUUUACCCUGAUCAUUUUUCAAAACAGGUUACAGAUGCUUCAUUCAAAAAUCUUAUUUUUAUAUUGAUUCUUAUAAAACAUUUUUUUAAUCAUGAGCGCUUACUUUGGAGCAAGGUUCUCAAACUUUACACAUAACUUCAGAGUUAAGCGUAUGUGCCAGCAAAUGAAAACAUGACGUGGUGAGUUGGAAUCCACACUCACCCACACUACUAUAGGUAAUAAUAAACUACAUUAGAACAAGUGCCGCAGAGCAUGCUGGGUAACAGGAAGCACAAAGAUCAUGUUUAAAAUGUAAUUCAUUCAGAAUCAGGAUAGAUAAGAAUCACGAUUUGGGUGUGAAUCAAUUUUUUUCUGUGCACCCUUCCUGAAUAGUAAAACUGUGAAUCUUUGGACGCCACACGCUUCCAUUCAAUUUUUUGGGGGGGAAUGAUUCGAUUCGAAUGAGUCUCGAUUCAAAACUGAUACUUUUUUAAUAACAAUGGGUGCCAGAUCUAUGAUUGACUACAUUCCUCCUUAACCUACAUAAACAGCUGAUACAUUUCUAUAUUACUUAAAAGAAAACUAGUUUUGUUUACUAAAAUUCUACCCAAACAUUUAAUAAAGUCAAAUACAAAUAAGCCAACAAGAGAAGUAUCCGUUUUCUAAAGUAAAUAUGUGCAGCAGAUAUAGAUCAUCUACAUCAGGGGUCACCAACCUUUUUGAAACCAAGAGCUACUUCUUGGGUACUGAUUAAUGCGAAAGGCUACCAGUUUGAUACACACUUAAAUAAAUUGCCAGAAAUAGCCAAUUUGCUCAAAUUACCUUGUUUAAAUAAAUCUAUAUAAAUAUGUAUAUAAAAAAAUUGGUAUUUCUGUCUGUCAUUCCGUCGUACAUUUUUUUUCCUUUUAUGGAAGGUUUUAUGUAGAGAAUAAAUGAUGAUGAAAAAAACAAUUGAACGGUUUAAAAGAGGAGAAAACACGAAAAAAAUGAAAAUUUCAUUUUGAAACACAGUUUAUCUUCAAUUUCGACUCUUCAAAAUUCAAAAUUCAACCGAAAAAAAAUGAAGAGAAAAACUAGCUAAUUUAAAUCUUUUAGAACAAAUUUAAAAAAGAAUUUAUAGAACAUCAUUAGUAAAUUUCCCUGAUUAAGAUACAUUUUUGAAUUUUGAUGACAUGUUUUAAAUAGGUUAAAAUCCAAUCUGCACUUUGUUAGCAUAUAUAACAAAUUGGACCAAGCUAUAUUUUUUUAACAAAGACGAAUUGUUAUUUCUUCUAGAUUUUCCAGAACAAAUAUUUUAAAAGAAAUUCAAAAGACUUUAAAAUAAGAUUUAAAUUUGAUUCUACAGAUUUUUUAGAUUUGCCAGAAUAUUAUUUUUGAACUAUAAGCAUAAUAAGUUUGAAGAAAUAUUUCACAAAUAUUAUUUGUCGAAUGAACAGCAGCUAAAAUGAAAAAUUAAAUUAAAAUGAAUUUAUUAUUCUUUACAAUAAAAAAAUACAGUACUUGAACACUGAUUUAAAUUGUCAGGAAAGAAGAAGAAGGAAUUUAAAAGGUAAAAAGGUAUAUGUAUUUAAAAAUCCUAAAAUCAUUUUUAAGGCUGUAUUUUUUUUUUCUAAAAUUGUUUUUCUGAAAGUUAUAAGAAGCUAAGUAAAAAAAAUAAAUGAAUUUAUUUAAACAAGUGAAGACCGAGUCUUUAAAAUAUUUUCUUGGAUUUUCAAAUUCUAUUUGAGUU
Messenger RNA from Nerophis ophidion (straightnose pipefish), 8210 nucleotides. RefSeq names its product neurexin 3b (gene nrxn3b). The coding region runs from base 592 to 5688 and encodes 1698 amino acids. NCBI's taxonomy places the organism in Eukaryota, Metazoa, Chordata, Actinopteri, Syngnathiformes, Syngnathidae. The record is from RefSeq and is a predicted model, not a curated record. The transcript has 24 exons.